UUGAGCUGCUUCCUCCGGGGACGGGGUCAGGUGAGGUUUCCAUAGAUAUGAAGAGGUUUCUCUCAGCGGUGCGACGAAGCCUCCUUCCAAUGCGUCCUUCAUUUCCCAGGAUUCAUUGCACAACUGUGACGGUCGGAUGUUUGAGAAUAUGGCGGACUCCGUAAGCGGAACUUCUUCGGGGGAAGAUUCUACUUCUAAAUACCUCCCACAGCAACAUGUCUAUAAGGAGGAGGUUCUCGUUGAGCAGCAGCUCUGUAACCAGGACAAGACUUCCAAUCUAGACCAGGAGGACCUAAUACUUAGACAGAUUAAAGAAGAACAGGAGGAACUCUGCACCAGUGUGGACGAGGAGGACCCAGAGCCACCCCAGAUUAAGGAGGAACAGGAGGAAUUCUGCAUCAGUCUGGACAGUGAGCAGCUUGUACUAAAGCAGGAGAGUGAUACUUUUAUGGUGACUGUUACUUAUGAGGAAAGUGACCACAGUGAACCAGAACAAGAUGGUGACCAGCUUCUGUCUUACAACUCGCUUGUGGCUGAGAGCCCAGAUCAGGAGGAAAGUGAGCACACUCAGUCGGGUUCAUCUACAAUUUCAGAACUAAACCCAAAGAACAGACACUACCAUGGAAACAGUGGUCACAGUAACAAUGUGGACAACUCUUCCAUGUCAGAGAGUCACUACGAUAUUAGCAGAGGAAAAAAGACUUUAACAUGUGACUUCUGUGGAAAAGACUUUAAAUAUAAGUCAGAUUUCAAGAAACAUCAGAGAAUCCACACAGGUGAGAAGCCGUUUGCUUGCGAAACAUGUGGAAAAGGUUUCAGUCUUUGUAGCAAUUUGACUGUCCACAUGAGAACGCACACAGGUGAGAAGCCGUACCUUUGUAACACGUGUGGGAAAAGAUUUACUGUCUUAUCAGCACUAGAAAGGCAUGAUGCUGUCCACACAGGUAAGAAGCCAUAUUCUUGUACAACCUGUGGGAGAAAUUUCAGUCAAAGCAGUAUUUUGUUGCGCCACAUGAGAACUCACACAGGUGAGAAGCCUUAUUCUUGCGAAACAUGUGGGAAAAGUUUUACUGUAAGUCGUAGUUUGAAAAUUCACAUGAGACUCCACACAGGAGAGAGGCCGUACCUUUGUAACACAUGUGGAAAAAAUUUUCCGCCCGAUCAGCACUUACAAGUCAUAUGAGAAUCCACACUGGUGAGAAGCCGUAUUCCUGUGAAACAUGUGGGAAAAGUUUCAACCAAAGCAGUAUUUUGUUUCGCCAUGUG
Messenger RNA from Acanthochromis polyacanthus (spiny chromis), 1266 nucleotides. RefSeq names its product zinc finger protein 664-like. The record is from RefSeq and is a predicted model, not a curated record. NCBI's taxonomy places the organism in Eukaryota, Metazoa, Chordata, Actinopteri, Pomacentridae. Gene Ontology annotation, biological process: regulation of DNA-templated transcription. The transcript is spliced from 2 exons. Bases 137 to 1183 code for a protein of 348 amino acids. Gene Ontology annotation, molecular function: RNA polymerase II cis-regulatory region sequence-specific DNA binding; DNA-binding transcription factor activity, RNA polymerase II-specific.